Molecule: messenger RNA, 1178 nt
Organism: Penicillium canescens
Lineage: Eukaryota; Fungi; Ascomycota; Eurotiomycetes; Eurotiales; Aspergillaceae
Product: putative cyclin
Exons: 2
Coding region: 168-1070 (300 amino acids)
Biological process (GO): regulation of transcription by RNA polymerase II
Cellular component (GO): nucleus
Molecular function (GO): cyclin-dependent protein serine/threonine kinase regulator activity
Source: RefSeq, a predicted model, not a curated record
CUGAACAGCUCUCUCCACCUCCACGAUCCACCAACUCUUCCUGUGCGAUCUGAUUGCCAAAUAAUAACGACUUCUCGCCACGCCACAUAGUGUUGAUUGUUGUCGUUCUAUUUACGUCCCGUGUACGGUUUAGGAUCUGUGUCACUGCACGUUCUCUGCACUUCGUCAUGGCUCCCACCAAUCCUGGGUUGAAGCACCUGUCCAACGCUCUAGCAACCCCCGAUCAGCUAUCAAACUCCUCGUCCUCGAUCGAUGGCGUCCCGGCUGAUCUCGAAACCUCGAUCCGCUGUGCAGGUGCCCAGCUCACCCAAACCGCUGGCAUUCUCCUGCACUUGUCGCAAGAUAUCAUUUCCCAGGCCAUUGUGAUCUUCACGCGUUUUUGGCUCGGAGCUGACGGCGGUAGCUUGCGAAUUUACUCAGUCAAGGAUGUCUCCGCUGCAGCUCUCUAUCUAGCGGCCAAGCUUUCCUUCCUACCCACCUCCCCGCGCUCCGUGCUCAAUGUCUACACCUUCCUUCUAUCACGGGAUGCCUCGCCCUUGUGGUUUGUGAAACCAGACGGUGCUCCCAAGACCCCUCCAGCUCCUGAAACCUACAUCCUGACGGAAGGCGGGUACCAAUCCGCCCGAUUGGUGCUUCUUCGCAUUGAGUCCGUCAUCCUCCGCACCCUCGGCUUCGAUACACAUGUCGCCCUACCGCACACUAUUGCAUUGACAUAUCUACAAACUCUGGGUGUGGCAAAACCCGCUGUUGCUCAACGUGUCAUCCAGCAUCUCAACGCCGCACUGCUCUCACCUCAGUUGCUAUAUGUCACACAUCAACCCAAUGCCCUAGCCGUCGCUGCCAUCUAUCUUGCUUCGCGCGAAGUAGGAGUCAAGCUCGUUGAUGGCGACUGGUGGGAAGUCUUCGAUGUUGAUCGUGAGGAGCUUGGUUUCUUGGUCGUGGCUUUGCAAAGUACCGAAGGGUUUAUGCGGGUCGAGGCUAGUCAAUGGAAGGAUAAAACCAUUCCUAUGGUUCCGGAUGAGGUCGAAGCUGAGAUUGAACGACGCCGAAUGAUGCAAGAAGGCGAGUGAGCUGAGGGUUGAAUUAUGUUGGAAAUCCUAGAUCACAGGCAAAAGGUGAUGUUGGAUGGGAAGCUCUUGUAGAAGCUAUGAGCUACCAAAUCAUAUCUCGGAUGGCAU